AUUAUAAACAUUUCUGGAGAAAGAUGACAUUCUUUAGAAUGAAAGCGUUGAGGGGAGAUCAUCUGUGUCUUCUCCCCUGUUAUCAUGUUGUCUGCCUCGUUUGCACGAUGAUAGUGGUCAAAGGAAACAACGUAGAGAACUGCGCAGAGCUAGUCUUUGGCAAUGACACAGACGAUGUCAUUCACGCCGUUACGAACCGCGACAUCACCGUGACGUUUGAUGUUGUGUUCGACAACUGUUCGUCCAAAGCUGAAGAAAUUCUCAUCAAAGUCACAGCAGACACGGCUGAUAACUCUGUCACUGAAUGCCACGUGAUCAGGAGUGCCACUGUGUGUGACGUGACCCGGAUGACGUCAUCGUGUCACUGCCUGUCGUCAUCAGGGCCCGUCGCCUUUACCAAGACAUUUAGUCGCCAUGGCAACGUGACGUACAGGUGGACAUGGUGUUGUUGGCGAUCGGAAAAAAAUUGUUUGUUGUGUCGGUCGGACCGCUCGUUCAAAACCAACCUGAUGCUGACCCUGAUGCUUCAACAUCGAAAGCUCGUCUCCACCGUCAUCUUUGGGGUCUCGUUCGUCUGUCUGUUUAUCGUCGGUGUCAUCGUGUCUGUUCUCUGCGUCAGGAAAGUCAAGCUACGCCGCAGUCAAGACCAGUCAUCUGCAAACGUCACGUGGUACAGAAGAGUGACCUCCCCUCGGCCUUCAGAGGCCUUCCCUGACGACAGGAGGAUUAGCAUCUCCGUCAACCUUGAUGACCUUCCUCUUCCUUCACUUCCUCGCUUAAUUUCACCUGCCCGGAUAUCCGCCUGCUCUGUGUCUGGCAAACGAACGUCUACCCCGGAUGGAUUUGACUCCGCUGACGACGUGUUUGCAGAGGAAGUGCGAUACUAUCCUGCCAACUGCUCACCCCGGGUGUCGGAUGUCACUGCCGCCCACACUAGUCUUUCCAGGAGUCACAAAAAUACCCGUAUCCUAUUUGACUAUGUAGUCACCAACUACCUAACUCCCAUGUCAUCCAGUAGCAACCGUCACAAGACUUUGCAGGGGAUGUCAACACGAGCAUCUGUCAGCGUAGGGUUCUACAAAAUUUGGUAAUCAGCUUAUGAUAUGUGUAAAUAAACAAAUAAAA
Pomacea canaliculata is the source of this 1125-nucleotide messenger RNA. RefSeq lists its product as uncharacterized. The record is from RefSeq and is a predicted model, not a curated record. The transcript has 5 exons. The coding region runs from base 24 to 1091 and encodes 355 amino acids. NCBI's taxonomy places the organism in Eukaryota, Metazoa, Mollusca, Gastropoda, Architaenioglossa, Ampullariidae.